Messenger RNA from Mollisia scopiformis, 2690 nucleotides. RefSeq lists its product as uncharacterized. The record is from RefSeq and is a predicted model, not a curated record. Lineage: Eukaryota; Fungi; Ascomycota; Leotiomycetes; Helotiales; Mollisiaceae. The coding region runs from base 1 to 2397 and encodes 798 amino acids. The transcript is spliced from 9 exons.
AUGGCUUCGGGAGCAAUGUCUGCCGUUGAUAUUGCAAGAGAGGCAAGACGUCAAAAGGCAAACAGAUACUGGGACACCACAUCUCAGUUCCUGCCCGCAAAUCUCCGCGCCAAAAAGGUCACCGCCUACACCGAGCUAGCAAAAAAGUACAGCCACCCCAUCGGACAAUGGUAUCCAAUAUCAGACCACCGCAUCCUCCGCAACACGGGCAAAAGCGGCAUAACCCCCCUCCCACGUCUCGACCCAGAAGAAAUGAUAACAGACACAGUGCAAGCCGAACGUGAAAAGCGCGAGGAACUUGAGAUUUACCAACGAAGACGGCUCAAUGGCUUUACGCCUGCGGAAUUGCAUGAUAUGGAGGCAUUGGCGGCGUUGAUUGAUGAGCCUAUGAGGAAUAAUUUGGAGAAUGAUGUGCAUCCGAUUUUUGAGCGGAGGUGGUGGAUGGAGGAGAAGGAUUUGCCGAAACAUCAAGGGUUGAUCCCUUUGCUGGGUGAUUAUGAGGGGUUUUGGGUUGGAUCAAAUGACAUGGUCUGGGCUGUGAUGGAACCAUGUCUGAGAUUGGCCACUGUUAUGCUUACUUGCUCAUCGACAUAUCCGUGGUUAGAUGCUAUUUUCAAAGGUCCACUCACACGCACUCCCGGCGAAGGAGGAAAAGACGACGUUUGGAGCGUCAACGAGAGAACACCCGCUGAGAGGAACACCGAUGCCGAAUAUCAAGAUCUCCAGGAACAGCUCAUAGCAUGCGCAGGACGAAUAAGAUUUACAUUCCAGAACUCCCAUACGCACUGGGUCAGUAGCAUAGAGCAACUCUCAGGUAUCUUGGGCUUGACGAUGACCGGGAGAAACUGGAUGCCUGAAAUUGUAGUGGCGUUUUCUGUUGAACCGAUACAGGUGCUUCUGAGAGAUGAUUUGACGGAUGCAGAAAGGCUGAUGGCACAGCACCGUGUUGCGCAAAUCGCCAUACACGAAUUUGGCCACUCUGCGUGGCAGUUGGUGGCCGACAAGAGAGGGAUGAGAAAUAAAAUGCGUUCAAUAGAGCCAAAUUUUGCUCCAGAAACUGUCAUGGAACUAGGUUUCUCAUUUGUACAAAGUGUCUUCGGGGGUGAGGCUGAACAUGCCCACGGUCCCGCUUAUCACCGAGGAGGACCUGGACUUGCCGGUUACGCCGUGUUCAAACAGUCUUACUUCGAAAGAGAACAUGCAAGGCGUAUCGAUAGGGCGAAUAGAGAGGCUCCGGACACAACCAUGGCUUCAAGUUCCAUCACUGAGCCGGUCCAGUCCAAGCCCAGCUUCGACACUUAUCCAGUUCCUUUUUCUUGGGUGAAGAGUCUUUUUCAGCCUGCUACCUGGAAUGUAGUCAUGAAAAAUCUCGGCACUGCGUCGCACAUGGGACCUUGUACCGUGGGGACAAGAAUCUUUCCUAUGUUCGGACAGACACCAGACUGGUAUACUUAUUUGACAUCUGAAAAUCCAAAUCAAGUCGCAGCAGCACUCGGACUGAUGAAGGUGGAUCCUCAGUUAGGUAAGAUGUAUGGACUGGAUCGUGUUAAACAAGUCGAGGAGAUAUACAGUAGACUUGGCAUGUCGGCUAGUGCCAGAAGCCAAUUGAGAGCGAGCCAAGCCUCGUCGGAGCCAACUCUAGGGCAAAGACAAGCGAUGAUCACUGCCAACAAGUGGGACACACUACCAGACGAAGAAGAAAUUCCCCUUGAAGAUUGGAAGUGCCCAAGGUAUCAGGAGAUCUUUGCUUAUCUAUGCUCCAAUCGAGCUCCAUUGGAAUUGGCGCUUGAUACUAUGACCAUAUUGCCAUUCACAGUAUUUUACAGAUACAUUCGAGACCGAGGCGGCAUCACUCUCAGUGCAAUGGAGCUGUGGAAUUUCCUCGGCCUGGCAUCAAAAAGAGAAGAGUUAUUCUUAUUCAUGCCGUACCCAGGGCCUGGUCUUGUAAUUCGACUUGAAGUUGGUUGGCCGCCUGGUGAUCCUUUCGCGUUCGCGAAGAUACCCGAGCCUACCUUUGUUCCCACGGCGGAAUCUAAAAACACCAUCAUGGAAAUCGUACGCAGGUCAGACUUCCCUAAAGCUAUCUUUGGACGGCUAGAUGCCAGAUCGAUGCAGGAUAUAGACUUUGAGACUUUGAGGCGACUCGUUACCGGCGGGGGAUAUAAAAUACGACCAGUGCCGUUCAAAGCUACUAUUAUUCAAUGUGUAAGAGAGGUUUGGGAUUUCAACACCGAAUUCACAUUGGGUCCGGAGGGCAUUGUACGACUCACACAUGAUCUGAGAACAGUGGUUGCUCAAGAAGGCGGACCUAUCCUUGCCGCACAGCUGGCUGAUAUUGAGGCAAAGAAGAAUAAGAUUAACUCUGAAUGGCGAAGGAAGCAGCUUCAAGGCAUAUGAUUAUGAACGUAUGACUAGAUGGCAGUAGGAUAAAGGUAUCCUUGGUUUCUCAGCAUCCGGACAGAAUAUGCGCGCUCAAGGCACUCAAGGAAUUGACUUCAAACCCGACAGAAAACUAUCAAAGAAGACGACUUGUACGCAAUACACAAAGAAGUGGAGCUUGAGAAAGACAGUCCGGGAUGAAAAUCGACAGCAAUGGAGAAGAUGUAAUAAAGUAGAACCAGAGGGAAUAAUGGUGAGCACUAACUCUGGAGUUCGGGUGCUCGACGUCCGGGCAGUAUGACUCGGUAAAG